This is a messenger RNA of Esox lucius (northern pike), 5155 nucleotides long. RefSeq names its product protein eva-1 homolog A (gene eva1aa). Gene Ontology annotation, molecular function: carbohydrate binding. The transcript has 8 exons. The record is from RefSeq and is a predicted model, not a curated record. NCBI's taxonomy places the organism in Eukaryota, Metazoa, Chordata, Actinopteri, Esociformes, Esocidae. Bases 254 to 1726 code for a protein of 490 amino acids.
CGGACACCCCUCGCACAGGUGGGCCAACCACUCCAACACGCAGUUCAAAAUCCGAAAUAACCCAGUGCAUUAGUGCUUGGUUCGAGCUCUCGUUCCUUCUCUUCCUCCCAGGAGUGAUGAGGUGAUUCGCAACCUCGAGCCAUGGAACCAGGCGUCUUCUUCCGUUUGCGACGCCAAACCUGAACCCCAAAGAAACGCUGGCCCUUCGGAGCGUGAAGGAGAAGAGACUCCGAAACUUCUCGCAGUUACGAGGAUGUUUUUCCCAGAUGUGCCUCUCUCAGCCAUCAAUUACGCGCUCGUGUUGGGAAUAACGUGUCUGACGGUCUUCUGCAAUUUCACCAAAAGUUCAUCCGAGUUUUCAGGUUACCUGACCAAAGUACUGAAGAACUACACCGAGCAGGCGUGUGACGGUGACUUCCUGUCAGUUCGCUGCCCACCACGCACCACCAUCACGGUCCAGUCGGCAUUCUACGGCAGGAAAAGCCCCUCCCACCACCAGCAGUGCCCCUCCUACCAGAGACACACUCUUAUGGGGACACAACGACUGGAGGAUGAUACACACUGUAAAAUUACCACUGCACUACAGAAAAUGUUGGACGAGUGCCAGGACAGGAGGAGCUGUCAGGUCCUUGUCAACAGCCGUCUCUUCGGGACUGACCCGUGUCCCAGCAGCAGUAAAUACCUCGUUGUCUGGUACAAAUGUAGGCCUAACGAGUAUAAGAGUAAGGUUGCGUGCGAGGAGGAGAGGAUGAAGCUCAACUGUAAACGGGGGAUGCAGAUCGCCAUCUACUCCGCCAUGUUUGGUCGAACCCAGCAGGGGACCCUGGAGUGUCCGGCGCUGCACAGAGGCGCCCCCACCGUAGACUGCCAAUCGGACGCGGCUCUCCGGGUGAUAACGGGCCGUUGUCAUGGGAAACAGAGCUGUUUCAUCCGGGCGUCCACGCGAGAGUUCGGUGACCCCUGCUACUCUGGCACCAGGAAGUACCUCAGUGUCAUUUAUACCUGUGUCCCAAAGAAGUUGCUUCAGAAUGACGCGGGCCCCAGAGUGCCAGUGUUGCUCCCCCAGGUGCCUCAUGCCCAGGACCCAAACGUGGCUGGAGACGGUGCCCCUCCCGACGGGACCGCAGUCGUAGCUUCAGGCUCUGUACUCUCAGGAAAGAAGAAGCGAGGGAGGGAGUCUGGCUCCUACUCUGGGGAGGUGAAGACGAACGAGAAGGGAGGAGCAGAGGAGAGAGACACCCUUUCUCCGAACAUGAACCCUGUGAUCAACGCUACCAAGGGCAGACCCGAAAUGGCCCUCAUCAGCAGCGCCUUGGCAACCUACAACUAUAUAGCAGACCACCCAGAGCGUGCGGCUCUCUACUUCGUCUGCGGCGUAUGCCUGGGUCUUUUCCUCACCCUCUUCGCCCUGGUGGUCCAGAUCUCGUGCCGCACAGACUGCCGGUCCCAGCGCCGCGGAGCGGGCGCCGCCACCCGGAAGCGCCCGCGGCCCGCCGACUCGUCGUCCGACUCCAGCGCCUCGGACUCGGACUGGGACAACACGUCUGACCUGUCGGCGCGGCGCCACCGCCGCUUCGAGCGCACGCUCAACAUGAACGUUUUCACGUCGGCCGAGGAGCUGGAGCGGGCACAGCGGCUGGAGGAACGGGAGAGGAUCAUACGAGAGAUCUGGAUGAACGGUCAACCGGACAUACCAGGAACCCGAAGCCUGAACCGUUAUUACUGACACAGGACUGUAUAUGGAUGGUUAUUACGGAUACAGGACUGUAUAUGGAUGGUAAUUACGGACACAGGACUGUAUAUGGAUGGUUAUUACGGAUACAGGACUGUAUAUGGAUGGUAAUUACGGACACAGGACUGUAUAUGGAUGGUUAUUACGGAUACAGGACUGUAUAUGGAUGGUAAUUACGGACACAGGACUGUAUAUGGAUGGCAAUUACUGACACAGGACUGUAUAUGGAUGGUAAUUACGGACACAAGACUGUAUAUGGAUGGUAAUUGCUGACACAGGACUGUAUAUGGAUAGUAAUUACGGACACAGGACUGUAUAUGGAUGGUAAUUACUGACACAGGACUGUAUAUGGAUGGUAAUUACGGACACAGGACUGUAUAUGGAUGGUAAUUACGGACACAGGACUGUAUAUGGAUUGCUUAUACUGACACAUAAAUGACCUACUAUUACUGACUACAGACUAUAAAUGACCCGUUAUUACUGACUACAGACUAAAUUACCCGUUAUUACUGACUACAGACUAAAUGACCCAUUAUUACUGGCUACAGACUAUAAAUGACCCGUUAUUACUGACUACAGACUAAAUGACCCGUUAUUACUGACUACAGACUAAAUGACCGUUAUUACUGACUACAGACUAAAUGACCCAUUAUUACUGGCUACAGACUAUAAAUGACCUGUUAUUACUGACUACAGACUAAAUUACCAGUUAUUACUGACCACAGACUAAAUGACCCGUUAUUACUGACUACAGACUAAAUGACCCGUUAUUACUGACUACAGACUAAAUGACCCAUUAUUACUGGCUACAGACUAAAUGACCCAUUAUUACUGACUACAGACUAAAUGACCCAUUAUUACUGGCUACAGACUAAAUGACCCAUUAUUACUGACUACAGACUAAAUGACCCAUUAUUACUGGCUACAGACUAAAUGACCCAUUAUUACUGACUACAGACUAAAUUACCCAUUAUUACUGGCUAUAGACUAAAUGACCCAUUAUUACUGACUAAAGACUAAAUGACCCGUUAUUACCUGCUACAGACUAAAUGACCCGUUAUUACUGACUCCAGACUGUAAAUGACUCGUCAUUACUGAAUAUAAAUGAAGAGCUACUAGAUCUAAAUAGGAAUAGGUAUGUGAAGGCUGGAGAGCUGUGCUUGAGAGGGGAUUUGUAGGACCACAAAUAGAGCGCUGGGGUUCAGGGACGGGGGGCCCCACCGCCAGACCUGCACACGACCAUGGUGAGACCACUUAGGACUGUGGCAGUUCUGAACCGUAUGAUGGAGCACAGUGACGAUGGCAGACCAGGAAGGAUGUAUGACCCCCUUCCUCUGUCAGUCUGCCGGUGGCCGUGUGGACACUACAGAAGCACAGAACCCCUUUGUUUUCAGCAUUUACUGAAAUGGUGAAAGGCCAUUGUUGUGGCUUGCCUCGCAUUUGACCUCACCACACCAUCCUGAAAGUGGAGGAUCUUGGGAAACUAAGACUGUAGCCGGUGUUACUCCAGUGUUGCCUAUCUGGGGUCCCCAAGUCCGGGGACCUGCAGUCGUGCUGGUAUCUCUUCCACCUGGCAGUUAAUUGUAUUCACCUGGUUGUUAAUCUUAUUCACCUGGUGUCCCAGGACUAAAUCAGUCCCCAAUUCAAGCGCUCGAAUUGAAACCAGCAAAACUCUCGGUUCUGAGGCCUGGAGUUGAGAACCACUUGCUUAGAGAAUAUAAAGAACUGGGCGACUCUGAAAGUGUGCAGCUUGCUUUUCGCCAACUCGCCCUUUUCAGUAUUCAAAUGGGUGAAUGGCUUUCGGGAGGGCGCGUAACAGUUACAGUGGAAUGGACAGCGUGAGACUAACCUUGAGACAGAGAGCGGGACAGGGGACCCUCAGCUAUACAGACAAUCUUUUACAGGCAAAUGACCGACGCUGCCUUUUGAAUUUUGAACCGAAAAUCUUUUUUAUUUUUUUUUAAUGCAUCUCAAACCCUUCAUGAAAUCUAUUUUAUAUAAUAUUUAAUCGUUUCAUUGUUGUUGUUCCUCUGAAAAAUGUAUUCCGAGAUAUUUUUCUACUGCUGAUCAAAGCUUGUCUGGCACCUCAGGGAUGCAGUCAUAGUCGAGGCUAAAAUGGCACCAUGGUCACUGAUUGGUGCACAGCUUAUGGGUGGAGCCUCACUAGUUACUGGCCAAAAUGAGUGCUUCUACAUAAGCAGGAAAUGGUGCCAUUUUGGACAUUGCCCCAGUGUUUCUGUGUGUCGUUGUUUCUGUGUGUCGUUGUUUCUGUGUGCUUCCUAAGAGAAUCCGGGCCUGUUUUUGUUAAAUAUCUCACAGUAGGACAGCUGAUUCCAGGAUCAAAAUCAUCUUUUUGUCCCGUUUUACAUGUAGAAGGACGGAACCUGUGUGUGUGUUAUUUUGGGUGCCCUAACUCACUAGGAGAUCUUGGUCACAGCCAGGGGCCAUCCAUUAUAGAUGGCUGAUCAACAGUCCUACUCUGAGAUGCUUAAUUACUACAGGGCCCAUGGGAUACUCCAGAUGUGUCAGCAUUUUAAAUACAAAAACAAGAAGAAAAAAAUUUUAAAACACCUCGAAGAGGUCAAGUGAUUUAAUGGGCUUAUUUUUGAUAUGUUCUACUAUUGCACAGUGCAGUGACCUUAUAUAACAAGGACGUCAUUUUUUGGAAAAGGACCCCUGCCAAUCUGGUGUAACAUUAAACUUUCAAUCAGUCAAUUCCAAUCAUGUCAUUUUCCUGGUUUAACAAUUCCUUGUAUUUCUCACUUUGUCAAAGAGCUCUGAGUUGGUCCCCGUUAUGUGUUGUGUAGCCUCUACUCCUGUGGUUCUGGUCUGGUCAGUAGUCUUGGGACUUCAAAGAGGAAUGGAAAGGAUUUCUGUAUAUUUUCUUUUACAUAAACACAUCUGGAACUGGACCAGAAAAUUGCUUAAAAUAUGUAAAGAAAUAUAUAUAUAUAUAUAUUAUAACAACAAUAUUGCACUUGUUAUCAUGUAGGAAUUGAUGUACGUUACAGAACAUUGUCCACCAGUGAAAAAGCUUUCCUGUUAUUACUGUGGUGGUCUGAUGUUGAGUUGAUCCUUGUGGGACACUAAAGCUCCAGGUUUUAUUGUGAUCAUGUUGUAUAAUAAUAUAAGCUAUUAUCAGAACAGUUCUGUUGCACUGGGUUGAACCAUAGGAAUCUUUGUUUAUCUUCGGAAGUUUGGGAUUUCCUUGACUGCGAGGUUAGUUGAGAAUGCAGUGAAGAAUGUUCACAACAACUGCAAUCCUUUAAUGGUUUAAUAUCCAGAUAUUUUAAAUUGAAAAGCUUUUGUGUUUCGAUUUGAAUAGAACAGAAAAUAUGCAAAUAGCUGGUAAGUGAGACCAAAAUAUGACACCUUUGCUUGGAAUAAACUGUGUUGAAAAGAACACCCGGACUCGUUGGCUAU